GAACCCCGCGAUCAUUCCUUGACAGACUACUGGCGACUUUCCAGAAACCAGGACCACCACCAUCAGCUCAACGUCGACGGAAUCGAAAGACAUUGCACGGUCCCUUGAUGGGCGGGCAUCUGAAACCUAGACAGAUCCCCCCCAUGAGGGCUGUGUUUCGACCGAGCCCACGAAUGGGGUUGGGCGAAGAGGCAGGGAUUCAAACCACACGUCUCUCGCCACCCUUGUCUCAAUCCAUAAAAAAUCCACGCAAUCCAUUUCUCCGACCUAACACUCCUCCUUCCCAAUCAAGCGCUCUGUCUCAAAACCUUGAUCUCAUAACCACAAUCAGACCUGUCUUGAAUGCAGCUACUACGAAACCUUUCCUUCCCAUGACAUUCCUUCAAAACGAGGUCUCAUACGACCCGAUCACCACCUACCAUCCUUCGCCAGCUAUCUUACCUACAACACCGUCACCUUCGGCCUCUCAGGAGCCAUUCUUGCCUUUCCUAUCCACUUUUCAGGCGAAACCCGCCGUUGUGGCUUCAAGUGCCUCGUCCAGUUCAUCCUCGGCGAGCGACCUCUUUGCCACUCUUCCUCCACUUCCUUCAAACGCUAUCAUCUAUCGACCUGACGAUGAAACGCCCCGGAACAAGGGCUCAUUUCAAAAGGCCGCUGAACCGUUCCAAUUGGAACUGGGACAUUUCGCCAAGGGUAAUCAAAAGGACCCAAGACCUAUUGGUCAACAUUUUCCAGAACUAGCAACAAAUUUUUCCAGUAAACUUCAACUUUCUCCAGACGGACCCGAAUCCUCGUCGCAUUCAGCUACGAGAUUUAAGAAGUUCGAGCCUCACCAAUCUCCAAGGGAGAAAAAAGCUCCCAGUAAAUCUAAAGAUAUCUUAACUCAAACAAUUAUUGUGCGUCCUCACUUCAAUUCAGUCAUAGUUCACCCACCUAAAUUGCAAUCAGUCACGGAAAGCAACAGUCGUCCGCACUCUUUUCCUACUUUUGAGGGCGAAUUCUCGGGAGGAAACAGUGUCGUUCCGCCCCCGCUUCCUCCCCCUUCUUUGAAGAACCCACCUUUUAAACACAGUCUCUCAUCGUUCAAGAUGACAGAAGAUGACUUUGAAGUGUUUGAUUCCAUGCAAAAUCCCUUUUCCCGGCCUGAAUCGUCUCCUCAGCAUCUUUCCUUUUCGUCUUUGUUCCAAGAAAGUUCUCCUGUUUUAUCCUCACACCGUCCCCAAUUUAUUUCCCACUCAGGUCGUCAAGCCACUCGACAAGUGGUUGUUGAUGGAUUUCCCAAUGGAUUACCCCAAGGCACACCCAAAGGAGUGGCCAUCGCCUUAGCCAGUGCUCAAAACCUUGCCCCCGGAGAGAUGCCCCCAAUUCCCGGAGAGGCUGGUGUUGAUUACCCGGUCUUGACUGAAGUCCCCGAGACUGGAUUUGACUGCAAUGCUCAAACAUUCCCUGGAAUCUACGCCGACACUGGAGCUGAUUGUCAGGUGUUCUAUAUGUGUCAACCCAAUGGUAACUUCAAUGCCUUCCUUUGCCCCAAUGGGACAGUUUUUAACCAGCAAUAUUUCAUCUGUGAUUGGUGGUACAACUUCGACUGUGGAGAUGCGGAAAGCUUCUACGGACUCAACGAAUUCAUCUACCAAGAUCAGCCUGCCGGCAAUAACGCACAGGGCUCCGGUGGAAACAAUGGUUUCAGUGGUGGAUCGCUCAGUGGCAAUGUUAACAAUAACGGAGGAGGUGGCGGCGGUUUCGGUGGCGGAUCCAUCAAUGGCAACAACAAUAACAACGGAGGUGGCUUCGGCAAUAACGGAGGUGGAAACUUUGGCAACAACGGUGGAGGUGCCAUUUCCACCUACGGAUCAGCCACGAUCUAAUAAGGGUUCUUCUUCAACGGCCGGACCGGAUUGAAGAGCGAAGGAUCUUUCAAAUAGUGGACCUCUUUCAUCUCAGUAGCCAGUAAUCCUGUGAAUGCAAUGCAUUCAUUAUUCAUACACUCUUGCGCAAAAUAUUGGACAGGCUCACGCCUCUCCACUAGAUUGUUUUCUUGGCAAUAAAGAUCCUCAAAGAGUAAAAAAUGAA
Tigriopus californicus is the source of this 2073-nucleotide messenger RNA. Its product is annotated as ubiquitin-binding protein Rv1468c-like. Gene Ontology annotation, molecular function: chitin binding. Lineage: Eukaryota; Metazoa; Arthropoda; Copepoda; Harpacticoida; Harpacticidae. Gene Ontology annotation, cellular component: extracellular region. Bases 108 to 1868 code for a protein of 586 amino acids. The record is from RefSeq and is a predicted model, not a curated record. The transcript is spliced from 4 exons.